UCGGAGACUUGCUUUAGCGUGGAAACGAAUGCGUCGUUUUGACCAGAGAAUGAUCGCUGUUUUCUUGCUUCCCAUUUGCUCUACUGCAUCUGAAAAUUCUCUACUUCCCCAACAAAGUUUCGCGGAAUUGAUAAUCGGAUUUUGAUUGAGAAGCUGUAUGUAAGGAUUUGAUUUUGGAGAUUAGGAUAUUUAUGUAAAAAUUGUUUAGGGAGAAAAUGUUGGUGCAGAGGAGAUUAAUGUGCUGGAGGAGAGUGUGGAAGUCGAUGCAGGCUGUGAUGGCGCAUGGUUUGCUCUUCUCCUUCACCCUUCUUCUCGCUCUGAAGCUUGAUCAUGUCUUCUCCCAUUCAUGGUGGAUUGUAUUUGCACCAUUGUUGCUAUUUCAUGCUGUGGUUGCACGCGGUAGAUUUUCCCUGCCUGCUCCAUCAAUGCCUCGUGAUCGACAUUGGGCCCCGUUCCAUUCGGUCAUGGCGACGCCAUUGCUUGUUGCUUUUGAGCUUCUGCUUUGUGUUCAUCUGGAAGAUAGCAAUGUUGUAGACUUGAAGAUCGUCUUCUUUCCCUUGCUUGCAUUUGAGGUAGCAAUUUUGAUUGAUAAUGUCAGAAUAUGCAGGACGCUCAUGCCUGGAGAUGAGGAAACAAUGAGUGAUGAAGCCAUAUGGGAGACGCUUCCUCAUUUUUGGGUUUCGAUAUCGAUGGUUUUCUUCAUUGCUGCCACCACUUUCACUCUUCUGAAGCUAUGUGGUGAUGUAGCUGCAUUAGGAUGGUGGGACUUAUUCGUAAACUUUGGGUACAUUUCAUUUUUUUUUCUCUCUUCUUGGACUAUCCUCUUUCUUCCCCUGAAUUUCUCUCCGCCGUCACGGAAGAUCUUCUUUCUCCUGUUCUACAGAAUAGCAGAGUGCUUUGCUUUUCUUGUCUGCACAAAGUGGAGCAAUCCAUCAAUUCAUAGGUAUUCACAUAUACCCGAACCUGGAACAUCUCAUAUGAUUGUGAGAUACCUUGACUGGAACAGAGGUCUUGUCGUAACCAAUGAUGAAGACAAUCAGGAAAACAACAGUAUGUGCAGUCUCCAAGAUAUUGGCGGGCAUGUUAUGAAAAUUCCUUUCAUUACUUUCCAGAUACUCCUUUUCAUGCACUUAGAGGGAACACCUUCUGCUGCAAGAAAAAUACCGAUCCUAGUUCUAUUUAUACCCCUAUUCCUGCUUCAAGGAGCCGGGAUGUUGUUCGCGACAUAUAAGUUGGUCGAGAAAUUAGUCCUGUUGUUACAUAAUGGGAAUGGUUCUUAUGGAAGAUACUUUGCUGCUACAUCCUCGGCUCGUGAAUUCUUUGGUUUCUUUCACCAUGGUGCAAGGCUACUGGGUUGGUGGUCUAUUGACGAGGGAAGCCGAGAGGAACAAGCUAGACUCUAUUCUGGCCAAGCGUCAGGAUAUAACACGUUCUCUCCGGACGCCAUGAAGAAAAUGCCGAAAUCUGAUCUUGUUGAAGAGAUAUGGAGACUACAGGCUGCAUUGAGCGAGCAAACAGAGAUCACCAAUUACAGCCGGCAGGAGUACGAAAGGCUUCAACACGAGAAGAUUCUGUGUAGAAUUUGCUUCGAAUAUUCGAUCAACGUGGUUCUACUUCCUUGUAGGCAUCACUUCCUCUGCAGACAUUGCUGCGAGAAAUGCAAGAAAUGCCCUGUAUGUCGUGUCCUGAUCGAAGAGCGAAUGCCCAUCUACGGUGUCUAAAUUCAACAGAGAGCUUUUCCCAAAGGGUAACUCUAAAUGGAAAAUAUGAUUCGUUUUCCAUUCUUCAUCUGUGUAUAUAUAUUGUAAACCAUCAAAAAUUUCAUGGAAUAGUUUAUUUAUAUAAAUGCCGUGGUGUACGCAUAUGAAAUUUUA
Messenger RNA from Tarenaya hassleriana, 1874 nucleotides. RefSeq lists its product as uncharacterized. The coding region runs from base 216 to 1721 and encodes 501 amino acids. The record is from RefSeq and is a predicted model, not a curated record. The transcript is spliced from 13 exons. NCBI's taxonomy places the organism in Eukaryota, Viridiplantae, Streptophyta, Magnoliopsida, Brassicales, Cleomaceae.